CAAACAAAGCAAACCUGGAGAAAUACUUAUAUAAAAUAUAUAAUAUAUAUGGAAUUAAUAUUAAUCUCAAAAAUUGUUUCCAGAGACCUGCGCGCACAAUGUGUCAAUCGAAUCGUUUUGAUAAAAUAUGUACCUGGUGCUUUGCCAUAUGGAACAUAAUCAGCGGCCUAAUAUGGAGCAUUCUGGCCAUUCUCGCCCUAAUCGGACACGAGCAUGGAAUACACUCACGGUACUACGACAUAGUCGUUUGCAUCUAUGCAGUUACGAUCUGCAUUUGUGCGCCAUUGCAUGUGUUGUCUGGAGUUCUGAUACUGCUGGGAGAUUGCAAGGACAGCAAAUGGAUGUUCACGAAGGGCAAAAAUCUGAGCAAUUUAUUCCCAAUAUUUUUGCUCGGCACCGUCAUAUUUCCAAUUAUACACUUCAUUGUGCUGGCCAGGGUGUGCAGCUACUAUAAACAGCGCUGGAAGUGAAUCUCAAUUUGAGCAUCGUUUCCAUUUCCAUUUAACUGCCCAACCGCGCGC
Molecule: messenger RNA, 521 nt
Organism: Drosophila obscura
Lineage: Eukaryota; Metazoa; Arthropoda; Insecta; Diptera; Drosophilidae
Exons: 4
Coding region: 99-470 (123 amino acids)
Source: RefSeq, a predicted model, not a curated record